Molecule: messenger RNA, 5323 nt
Organism: Ruditapes philippinarum (Manila clam)
Lineage: Eukaryota; Metazoa; Mollusca; Bivalvia; Venerida; Veneridae
Exons: 8
Coding region: 442-3666 (1074 amino acids)
Source: RefSeq, a predicted model, not a curated record
GUUAUUAUCAUUUCUUAUACAGGUUAAUAUACGGUUAGCUUUAAGUUCAAUAUUUUCAGGAAUAUUAAAGACAAUAUGACUAAGUGAUAAGAAAGUUGCAUGGUGUACGGAAGAAUAGAGAAUACUUAAGUUUUAAUGAGUUUUUUACUGUUCAUCAAAGGAUGCUCCUUUACUUAAGUUAUACUUAUAGGAAAUAUAAAUUUAUUCCUCAUUGUCUCUUUCCAUGAAAACAGUUGAGUCGAUACGGAAAUAAUAUACUGAAAUAAUUGUUUAAUUUUUAAUAUUGAAAAUUCAGUGAGGAUGCCAGUGUGAUUUUGCAUAGGAACUUUAUUUGGCAAAGGGAGCUUACUGAAUAUACAGGAGAUUCUUUACAUUUCAUCGGAGGAUGAGAAGCCCUCUAUUUCUCUGUCAACAGAAGAUAAUUUUGAACCUUGUGUAAAGAUGUAUGAGUCUGAGGAGCUUCCAAAUAUCCGGUUCAAAAGUAGGGAGGCCAGGAGAUUAAAGCAUAGGCAUGAGAUUGAAAACAAGAAGUCAGUUGAACAGAAGUGUACAGUUUCAAACAACAGUGAAACAGCCAGAAUACCUCCUCUACCAGACCCCUCUCUUUUCAUACCUGACAACGAAAGAAAUAGACAUCCAUCUUCAGAAAGAUCAUCCAAGUCCCGUACGACAAAAACACCAAAGAGCUUAAAAAAGAAGAGGCAAUCAAUAGAGGCCAUUAAGACGAAAGAACGAGAAAUUCUCGGUGAUUUGUUUGCAGUAGAUAAGUCUGUAAAGGUAGUUAAGAGGAAAGUGCUACUAAAAGAUUUAGAGAGUGAUAAAAUAAACAACAAGAGACCAAAGUCCAUCAGAACUGGUUUAGUUAAAAAAGAGUCAAGUAGUAAAGAAGCUUUGCUUAAGUCUCUGAAAGAGAAAGGUUCUAACAAGUUACAAUAUAGACAGAAUGUAGACAAUAAAAGCCUCAGCUCUUCAGGAAAAUCUGUCAGGGAAAGAGAACAUUCCACACAAACUCUUCAUGCCUCGGAUAAAACUUGUCAGGGAAAAACUCAGUUAAAGGAUGAAAAUUUUGACAAAGCAAAUGUUGGUAAUGAUAAAGAUUCGAAUCAUUGUGAAGUUGUAAGAAGGUUAACUAAAGGUACAACGGAGCAAAUUGCAGUGAAAAAUGUGGUUAAUGAAGUUAAAAGAGUUGCUCAAGUUGCUGAUGGUGAUAGACAUGUAUCUGACAGUUCGGACAUGUGCCAUCAGGUCAACUGUUCAAGAAGUGGACCGUUUGAUUUACUAAUUUCAUUAGAUCGAAACUAUAGAAAAGAAUUAGAAAAUUUAAAAGUAUCACCUAGGAGCGAAAAUGCUGUCAGAUUUGAUAAGAUACCUAUAGUGAAAAUAAAAACAUCACAGUCCCUCCUUAAGUCAGAUAGAAAAUCAAAGUCAAUAGAAAGUUCUGGGAGUGAAUCUGAUAGUGAGAAGGGGAGAAGACAUUUCACGGAUGUUUUCUCCGACAUCAGUGAGCCUGAGAGUGACAGUGGGGUUAAACCAGUGAAUGAUAAGGACUUUGACCAUGUGUUGUCAAAGGACAAAGUGUUUAUAGAUGUUGAUAGUGGUGACAAUGAUGACUUAGAUAAAACAUUGAUAGAAUGUAAAAAUUAUUUUGUUAAGACUGACCAGUUUAGUGACAUUAGUGAUAAUGAGUCUGCGGCUGUAGAAUGUGUUAUAUCAGAUACUGAUGAAAACAUUGAUAUAAAUACACCUCUAGGUGGGAAUGAUUAUCUUGGAAAUUCAGCGCUGAGUAUAACAGUUACUGACUCCGACUCCGAUGUAAUAUUUGUUGACAUGGAAAAUGCAAGUGAAAAUAAAGCAGAGACUAGUAUGCCUAAACUAGAGGUAGCCAUAAAGACUAAAUCGAAGAGUUUAAUUCAGUCAUUUGAAAUGCCUAUUUUGGAGAAGUAUACAGAAGUGUAUAGUUCGCUUCGUGAUGGAGCAUGUGAGCAGGAAGUUCUUCCAGAUAUCGAAGAGGAUAGCGUUGAUAUUAGUGAUAAUGUAAUGAAAGCUCCCGAACUUUUUCAGAAAAACAUUAAUGUUCUGUCCAGUGGUUCUAGUGAAGCGAAUAAAGUCAGUUGUAAUUUAUUUAAAAAGUUUACUUUGACCAAUGAUGACAGUUCUGAUUUGACAUCGGUUUCAGAAACUGUUUCAUCAUCAUUCAGGCCAUACUCAUCACAGGCCUCAUCAUCGUCAUCAUUAGGAAUGAAACAUUGUAAUAGUGAUAUAACCUUGUCAAGUCCCAAAGAAUGUUCGACUCCGAAGUCGAGGAAGAGGAAGUUACACAAAUCUAGAACAUACUCGUCGUUUGGAAACAGUGAAAUAUUUUCAAAUUUUACGUCCUUAGCUAGUACUAGUCAGUCUGAGAAGCUUUCUUUUACUAAACAAAUGGAUCAAUUAACUGUUUAUAUGAAAGAUUUUUUAAACCUUAGUGAUUCUAAAACAUUACCUCCGAAAAUACCAGGUGCUCAAAAGAAUAUUGUGUAUGGUUGCGAGGAAGAUGGACUGCUCAAUCUUGGACAUGCUUUAAACUUUAUCGAGAAUUUUUGUCGCAAAUAUAUAAUCCCUAGUGACUUGUGCAAAGAUGUGAUAAAUAGUGCAUUUCAGUCAGAAUGUUCUUUGUCGCACAUACAUUGGGCUUAUAAUUUAUUGUCUGAAUUGAAUGCAUUAAGAACAGCAGAAAUAGAUAUAAGCUGGGAAACUAUAGAAAGUUGUCUUAACACUGCACUCACAGCUAGUCAGGGAAAACCAUACUACCAACUUCUUCAGUCGACCCUUCUAUUACAGCUGGGAAGCGAUGUCCUGAAAAUGGACCUGUUUUCAAGGAACCUUUCCGACAACAGAGAAAUAAGGAAGUCAUAUGCAUACAAAAUGUUUGCAUAUGAUGUUUCAACAGAAAGUCGGAAGAGGUUGAUUUAUUUCUUGAAUCAAGCGCUUCAUGCCGGACAGUGCCGCACUGAGGAAGAAAAUAAGUUUCGGCUUCCAGACGUUUUGCCAAUGUUACAGGAUUUGUUAGCACUUUGUGUAGAUGUUAGUUCAAGCUGUAUAGACUGUGCCAAUAUUUUAGCGGCAGAUAUGGUGAAUACGUAUAAGUUCUUGCCAAACCUCUCCGAUAAACAGCUCCUGAUACAGUCUGUAUCAUCCCAACUCUUACAGUGUAAACUCGUACAACUGGUGCUAGAGUCACAGUAUGACUGUCAUCAAACUUUAGGCAGCGCAUUUCCCGACUCACUCGAAGAUAUUAUACAAUGCUUCUUUAAGGUGAUGCCAUUAAAGAACCCACUGACUCCUCCAACCACACCUAAUGAUGAGAUACAGAGAGAGGACGAUGGUGAAUUUAGUAUGUUCUCACCAGAAGUGACUGAAGAAAUAGCCUUACUUCUAUACUUUAUGGUUGUCAGUUAUCUCCAGGCUUCAAGUGAUAAAAUGUACAUGGCUUUGCGUCUAAGAGUAAAUGUUCCGGAGGCGAAGAAAAGAUUGCGGUCUGAUGACGAGGUAGAAUUGAGUAAAAUGCAUGAGCAUGCAUGUGACCUUGAGCACCACUUGAGAUGUAUGAACCCUAACCUUACAGAAAACACAGAGCAUUAUCUUUUCUUGAUGAAAUGUUUAGGAGAACUAGUCCAGGAACAGUAAGAGUGAUAAUACAGAAGGCUGGUUUCCCUUCAAAAUAUUAUAGACUAUUCCAUUUAGAAAUGUUCUAAAUAAGGAUCAAAGAGAAACCAUUGUGUAAUAAAAAAUUUAAAGCAAAAGAUAAGAAAACAGAAAUUAUUCAUGCUUUCAUAGUGAAUAGUAAGGUUUAAAGAAAAAGAAAAAUAAUUGUGAUCACAAAGUAUUAAGAUAUAGAGGAAUUUUGAAUGAAUAGGUCAGCAUUGAGUAGUCAACUUACAAAGAUGGACUGAAAAUGAAGGUGUCAAGAUUGCUGUCAGGUGUUAAAGGUAAUAUGGUAGCACAAAUGUCAGAAGAAAUGGAAGAUAUUUUCAUAAAUGUUAAAGAUGUGGAAGGUAUUUACACAAAUAUCGGAAGAAAUGGAGAUAUUUUCACAAAUGAUGAAGAAAUGGAAGAUAUUUACACAAAUGUCAAAGAUAUGGAAGACAUUUACACAAAUGUUGGAAGAAAUGGAAGAUAUUUUCACAAAUGUUGAAGAAAUGGAAGAUAUUUUCACAAAUGUUAAAGAUAUGGAAGGUAUUUACACAAACGUCGGAAGAAAUGGAGAUAUUUUCACAAAUGUUAAAGAAAUGAAAGAUUUUGCACAAAUGUUAAAUAUAUGGAAGACAUUUUACACAAAUGUUGAAGAAAUGGAAGAUAUUUUCGCAAAUGUUGAGAAAAAAGAAAAUAUUUACGAAAAUGUUGAGGAAGGGGAGGAUAUUUACACAGAUGUUAAAUGGAAGAUAUUAACAUAAAUGUUGAAAAAAAGAAAAAUAUUUACGCAAAUGUUGAAGAAAUGGAAAAUAUAUAUUGGGAUAGUUGGAUGAAAAGUAACUGUUACCAUUGUAUUGUCUCAUUUUAUAUUGUUAACGAGAAAUGCACAAAUGAGCCGUGUCACGACAAAACCAACAUAAUGGGUUUGCGACCAGCAUGAAUCCAGACCAGCCUGCACAUCCGCGCAGUCUGUUUAGGAUCAAUGCUGUUCGCUAUCAGUUUCUCUACUUGUUAUAGAGUUGGUAAGAUAACAGCAUGGAUCCAGAUCAGACUGCACGGAUGUGCAGGCUGGUCUGGAUCCAUGUUGGUCAUAAACCCAUUAUGUUAGUUUUGUCGUGAUGCGGCUCAACUGUUGUUUUGACAUUGAGAUAUAUAUGAGGCUGUAAUUUCAUAUAUAUGUAAAGUUUUUGUACCAGUCAGGUGUAACAACCCCCAUGACUGGUAUGUUAUGUAUCUUGUAAUAAAUCCUGAUUAUGAACAAUGUGAUAUACUGUACAGUUUUAACUUUAUAUAAUACGCAUAAUAAUAUUUUUAAAAAGUCAUCAUAAUAAUAUGUUUAAAAAAGCAAAACAAAGCCUAGUUGUGUUGAAUGGCUGUACUACUCAAACAAUGAACAGAAUUUGAAAAAAAGAAGAACAAAUAAAUUUUUGUGAGUGACAACUGUUACUGUAAAAUUAUGUAUACAUUGUCAAUAAGUUUGUUAUUUUCACAUCUGUUUGAUACACUGUUAGGGAUAAUGUUUUGGUAAGAAUUGUUUACAUGAGGUAUUUUUAAUAAAAUGUUUGUACAUCAUAGCUUGAAGUGCUUAGCCCUAUGUUGGUUUUGCUUGAAUUUGUUUUUUGUGAAUAAAUAUGCUAGUUUGUUAAAUUUA